AUGGCGGUAAAAUGGAUCUGGAACCAUUUUGAUGCAGGUGUCGGAACAUUCUGGUCUGCUGUGGCAAGCAUAUUGCCGUUGAUGAGACGCCUCGUCCCGCCAGAGGGUGUACGUGAACUCGAUCGAGUCUCUCUGGAGCUCAAAGCCAAAAUACGAGGAAAGCUCAGAAAGACGCUGCGGGAUUGGCCGCUGAAUUCUCGGCCUAGCAUGACUCUGAUCUAUCAGGUCAAAGCGUUGUUUCGUGAAGUCACAACGAGCGGAGAUAAGCACAGCGCCAGUAUCCACGCGAAAGGUCUGUUCUGGCUUGCCGAGAAACUGCCCAUCAGAGAGUGCCAGGGCGGUGAAGAUGUGCUCAACUGGAUGCCUCAGAUAAUCGCCACCACCUGGAAUUCUGCGAAAUCGGUGCUUCCCACUUAUCACAAGGCCCAUAUUUUCCUCCCUGGAAGCGUGCUCAGUCCUCAGCCUCGAGAGGCGUUCCGUCACAUCCCCCGAGCCCUGAACAUCGGCAAGAUUUCGAUGCCUCCUAGCUGGAGACGAGCACCUCAGAUGCUUGCGCACAGUUGA
Molecule: messenger RNA, 564 nt
Organism: Cladophialophora psammophila CBS 110553
Lineage: Eukaryota; Fungi; Ascomycota; Eurotiomycetes; Chaetothyriales; Herpotrichiellaceae
Exons: 2
Coding region: 1-564 (187 amino acids)
Source: RefSeq, a predicted model, not a curated record